Molecule: messenger RNA, 1878 nt
Organism: Recurvomyces mirabilis
Lineage: Eukaryota; Fungi; Ascomycota; Dothideomycetes; Mycosphaerellales; Teratosphaeriaceae
Exons: 2
Coding region: 1-1878 (625 amino acids)
Biological process (GO): cell-cell adhesion
Cellular component (GO): plasma membrane
Molecular function (GO): myosin binding
Source: RefSeq, a predicted model, not a curated record
AUGGAGGUUAUAUUCGAUGAGAGCACGCCUCUAGCUGAGUAUCUAGAAGGUGACGGCACUUUCGAGCCGGAGCCUCCUGUCGUUCCUACGUACGAGAACGAGAUCUUGGAUGUGCAUGAGAACAACCAGGGUUUCGCGCCAGUGAAUGGAAGCAUAGCACAGAAGAAGAGUAGGCCUCGCUUGAGUCUCUCACCAGCGCAUCCGGUACAACGGAAGGGCACAGUCGGUCAGAUACACGAUGUCUGCUCUACAGCCGUGAACUCGCGUCUAGGGCGUGCGGACAAUGCUAGAUUCUUGGAGCACUUUCGAUAUGUGAUUGUCGCGUCACAACUAUUGAACGAAUACUUGGACCAUGGGUCCUUUCAGCCAAAUGCGGACACGGCAUCACUGCCAGAGCGAAAAGCGGACGGUCUGGGCCUGCCUUUGACGCCAACGACCUUGUAUGGUGCAGCAGCAACAGCGGCGAGCGCGUUCGCUCUAGUCUACAUACUUCAUUGGGCACUCGUUCGACGCGGUGGCGGAAUAAGCACGAGCCGAGUGCUACUUGUGACUGCAGUCUUUGUCACCACUGCUAUCGUGGUAUAUGCAUAUCUGCGGCGGCAAUGGCUGAAGUUCGUACGGCGCAAUGCAGUAACUGCAGCAUCAAGCUUAACGGCCAAUUGGCAGGCAUUCGAAGUCUCGGCGAGUACUGCGCUGUCACUCAUCCAGGAAGUAGAGCUGGUUUCGAAGGGCUACCGUUUGGGCACACCGCUCCCACCUGCGUCUCGCCUAGACGACAGUAGCACAGCUCGAAGGUGCAGCAGAUUACGUAAGGCGCUGCUCAAGUCCUAUCGCACGCUACUAGGAGCCUGUACUGAAGCAUGUGGGACACUAGCAACACUGAUUGACGAAGAUGACCUUGAGAGAUACUAUGAGAUAUAUGAUAUUAAUGCCCAAGAUGCCAAAGAGAGCUUUAUGGGCGAGGAAGGUGUCGACACGGAAGAUGAGUUGGAGUCGCUGAAGGCACUCCGUGUCCUAGGCUACAGAGCCAGUGUGCUUCGACGCGUCACGCUAUGCUCGCUUAUGGCAUUAGAAGCAGACGGUGGUAAGCCAGAUUUCCACCACUGGCGGAUGUGUAUAGAGGUGAUGCAAGGCAUGUCAUCGCUGCUCGGCGGCUCCACAGACAAGCUGAAGCACGUACUUGGCGACAUGGAAAUCAUCAACAUGCCCAUCACGCCAAUCAAAUCAACCAACCCGGCAGCUCGCGAGAAGAUGCGCACUCAAGUGCGUAAGAUCAGCAUGCUUUCCUCCGGCAUCCGUGGCCUCCAGGCGAAGAUGCAAAUAUUGCGCGAAGAAACCAACAAAUCAAUCGAGCAAUCGGAAGACCUGACUGAUCUCGGCCCUUCGCUAAUGGCACAAUACGACUCCAUCGGUGUAGACCUCCGCGAUCUCAUGCAAGCCUGGGAGACCGGCAAAGCCUCUCUGCAGACCAACAUCACGAAACAAGAACGUCGCAUAUCCAUGAACUCGAGCGCCGGCUCCUGCAUCCGCUCUCCUGUCUCCAGUCUCGGUGGCCUGACAGCCGUAGAAGAAAGCGGCAGUCCAGCAGAUGCGCUCAAAGCUUUGACCGGCGACACAUUAUCCAACCGGUCCAGUAUGGCUACCACGCCUUCCGACGAGGAGCAGGUCUUCGAAGCAGUCGCUAUGCCACGACAGCGCAGCUCUCUCACACGCGAAGAACGUAUCGUCAGAAUGCAAGAGGAGCGGGAUCGGCAGGCGACGUUGAGAGCGAAGCGGGAGUCGAAUACGAAUAUGCUUCGUGAGCUUGAGACGGUCAUGAACCUGCGGCCACGACCGAGAAGCAGGACUGGUACUGCUGCGCGUAUCACUUCGAUAUAG